Molecule: messenger RNA, 1394 nt
Organism: Xenia sp. Carnegie-2017
Lineage: Eukaryota; Metazoa; Cnidaria; Anthozoa; Malacalcyonacea; Xeniidae
Product: KICSTOR complex protein kaptin-like
Exons: 12
Coding region: 18-1316 (432 amino acids)
Biological process (GO): cellular response to amino acid starvation; negative regulation of TORC1 signaling; actin filament organization
Cellular component (GO): lamellipodium; KICSTOR complex; actin cytoskeleton
Molecular function (GO): actin filament binding
Source: RefSeq, a predicted model, not a curated record
AAACACCAAAAUCCAAUAUGGCUGAUGAAGACGAAGAAACAGAAAACAAAAUUGGCUUAAACGAAAUUCAAUUUUUCCCCAGUUCUUCUCAAACAAAUAUAUAUGGCUUGGUGAAAUUUUAUGACACCGUUCAUGGAUGUAAUAAAGUAUUAAUGGCAAGUUUAAAGGGAAGUGUAACGUGUAUUACAUCACAACAAAGUGCAAGACCUACUUCGACAUUAUCAUCACACAAUUUAUCUCUCAGAAAUUUACAAGGUUCAGAUAUUGUGUCUAUCGAUGCUUUUGAAUCAGACAGUAUAUUUUAUUUUGGAGUAACAUAUAUUAAGAAUGGUCACACAAGUCAUGAAAGAAAAUUCCUCAAUAUCUAUUCUGGAAGCACAGCAUUUCAGAAUGAAUUAAGCUUUGAUAACUUUCAGACAUUUGAUUUGGAAUUUGUGCCAUUUCAAUUAAUUCAUGCAAAUACGACAAAAGAAACAGUUUUUUUACUUAGUGGUGGUGAUAGGAAAAUACAUUUAUUUAAACAAAAUGACAAAACGCAACUAUUUGUUGAGUGCAAGGUUGAAGAUUAUUUUCUGGAAUUUAAAGAUCUCCCCAGUAGUGUUAUAUCCAUGGAUAUUUACUAUGACAUGGAAAACAAAAGGCGUAUCAGUGCCUACGCUUGUCAAAAUGGCACGUUAAAAGUAGCGCUUUGUACAGAAAAAGCAGUCAUGAAAGAAUGGCUUACUUCGCAUGAUGGUCCCAUAUCAUCUGUUAAAUUUUUUACAUUUGAAGCAAAUUCCAGAGAGGUUUCUGAAGAAAUGAAAGCACUGCUUGCAUCAACAAGAAGAAAGAAUGUUAUAAAAUAUACUAACUGUGGUGUUGUCCAUCUAUUGGUAACUGCUGUUAUUGAACCUUCUGUUGUUUACGAAGAUGUCAUCAACAAUGGUUUAAAUAAGUUCAUAAUACUUCCUGACUCUGAUCAAUAUGACUGCGUACUGUGUUCACAUGUAAAUGAUCUUACCUGGAGUGGAACAAAUGAAAUAUUGCUUGGAACUUAUGGUCAGAAACUUUUAGUGUACAAAAUGCAUAAAAUAAAGGAGGAAGAAACCGAAACAGAACGGCUAAAAGCUUGUCUUUUUUGGACUAAAAGUUUUUCGUCGCCUUUAUUUGCUAUGGAUUAUAUUGAUAUGACUAACGAUGGAGUACGAGAAUUGAUUGUCGCUUCAUCAAAAGGACUUCAUGUUUUGCAGCAUAAAUUUCCUGCUAUUUCUGUGAAGUUUCAAGAAGAGUUGUCAAAAUUGGACCAUGUUCAAAGAAACCAAACCGAGGACUCGUAGUCGUAGAAAACUAAUUUAGAAAUCUUUUAAGUUGUAUAAAUGUUUAUGAAUUAAAUUUAAAUUUCUGUUCUGCAAAAA